UUGUUUUGCUUGGUAAUUGAUUCCAUAUUAGCCUAGCCUAGCCUGAGAGCCUCGGAGAGAUAUCACUGCUGCGCUUUCUCCAGCGUGGGCUGCAAGAGCACAACUUCAGAGAGUCAAGACACAACACAGCCGCCUCAUAAGAGCAGGAAACACGGGACACUUUAACAAUGACAACCAAGAAGCCGCAGAGUUUGCUCCGUGAAGCGUCUCAUCAGAUUAUAGCGGGAGGAUCCGCAGGUCUGGUGGAGAUCUGCUUGAUGCAUCCACUCGAUGUAGUGAAGACAAGGUUCCAGAUCCAAAGGGGAAACAGCGACCCAAACAGCUACAAGAAUUUGACUGAUUGCUUCCGGACCAUCUUCCGCAACGAGGGAAUCUCCGGUUUCUACAAAGGGAUCCUUCCUCCGAUUGUCGCGGAGACACCAAAGAGAGCAGUCAAGUUUUUCACUUUUGAGCAAUACAAGAAGGCGCUGAGUUUGACCCCUUUGUCUGCUGGUGUGGCGCUCUCUGUAGCAGGGCUCGGCGCAGGCUUGACUGAAGCAGUUGUCGUCAAUCCAUUUGAAGUGGUGAAAGUCAGUCUCCAGGCCAACAGAGACGCCUUCAAAGAGCAACCGUCUUCCUUCGCUCAAGCAAGACGCAUAAUUAAUGCGGACGGAUUCGGACUGAGGGGCCUGAAUAAAGGACUCACAUCGACGCUGGGACGCCAUGGAGUUUUCAACAUGAUCUACUUUGGCUUCUACUUCAAUGUCAAGGAUGCUAUUCCUACCAGCCCGGACCCUACUCUGGAGUUCAUGAGGAAGUUUGCUAUCGGCCUGGUGUCUGGGACCAUCUCUUCCUGCGUGAACAUUCCCUUCGACGUAGCCAAGAGUCGCAUCCAAGGCCCCCAGCCCGUGCCCGGAGAGAUCAAGUACCGCACCUGCUUCCAGACCAUGGCUCUGGUGUACCGGGAGGAGGGGUACCUGGCGCUUUACAAGGGGUUGGUGCCCAAGAUAAUGAGGCUUGGACCAGGUGGAGCAGUGAUGCUGCUGGUCUAUGAAUAUGUGUCUGGAUGGCUACAGAAGAACUGGUAACAAACCAAAAAACACAGAAAGAAACCAAAGAGAGUGCCUUAUGGAUUUUACCUCAUUGCCAAUAUUCUUAAAUGACUCUAACGUCAGACCAAAUUAGUUUUUUUGUUAGUUUGUUUUUUCUACAUUGAAUACACAAUUUUGCAGAAUAAUACCAACUCAGAAACAAUAUAUUUUAAAAUGAAGCUUUCUGGGUAAAAACGUAAUCAUCUAAGUUGCCUUCUCAGGAAUUAAAAACAGCUGCAAUACCAAUAUUGACAUUUCAAGAGGAUUUAACAGUGAGUUUUAAAGGACCUGAACACAUAUUUUCUCAAUCAAUUUUCUACUAUAAGUCCUACAAUAAUACAAUACUUGAAAUUAGGGCUGAACGAUUAAUCGAUUUUAAAUCGAAAUCCCGAUUUUAAAUUAUGCAAUUAUCAAUGCGCAAAGCCUGCGAUUUUUUUCUUUUAUUAUUUUUUUCUUUCUUCUUCUUGUGUGUCAGUCAUCCACACCAAUCAGAAGUGGCCCAUGAUAGAAGGUGAUAGACAGAUUGAUCCAAUCACCUGCCAAGUAUUUUUGAAAUACUUUUCCAAAUGGCUUCCAAUGGAGCUUUCCUAGAUAGUUUGGUGAAACCAUAUGAGUCAGGUUAGCAAUGCUCCAUCACAUGUUUUACAUCUAUUACAGGGUGAAUCUCAAACUGAAGCUCGACUUUAAAGCAACCCAACGGAAGUUUCAUGUAAGUUUAGUUCUUUCACUCGUAGCUCGGGCUGCGGGGCUGCUAGAGACGGGAGCAUGUUGAUGCGACCUUCCUAGUCGGAGAUAUGGCCACAUUUUACAAUAAACUUCCGUUGGGUCGCUUAAAAACAAAUAUCGCAAAUCGAAUCGCAAUAUCUGUCAGAAAAAUCGCAAUUAGAUUAUUUCCCAAAAUCGUGCAGCCCUAGUUGAAAUGCAAUACAGAUUUAGAACGGUUAUUGAUAUUUCACAUGUUGUGCUUUAUGUCAAUUCAGAGCUACACCUCAUGAGCUUUGAGUUGUGUGAAUGUUUGUUUUGGUGUAGUAGCUUAUUUAGUCAAAAAACGAAGUUAAAGUUACAUUGCUUAUUAUAGAAAACUGGCUUUCAGUGGGUCUAAUUUUAAGUUUCAAAUUAAAUACAACAUGAAGAAUUAAGUGAAGGCAAUUUACAAAGGAUUUACGAAAUAUAGUAUAGACUUUCAUUUUAUAGAUGCACAGUACAUGUUUUAUGAAUUAUAUGAAGAAACAAAGACUUACCGAGUUCACACGAGUCUCACUUCAAGAUGUUCCUAUACAAUACACACUUUUCGUGUUAACAUCUCCAUAUACAACAAUGUAUACGUGAUUCCAAAUAUAUACUGUGUUCGCGCCUAUAUUACUGAGCCUUACUGUAAUCAUUCAUGCAGGAAUACUUUCUUAUACAUUUCUACUAUAGGCCUAUUGCAGAACCUUUUUAAUGAAUUUAUUGUUGCAUGACUGAUCUUUUAUUUUCAUUUCUUAAAUUAGAUUAGUAUGAAAACUAUUAUUAGUAAGAAAUUGUGUUCACUUUUUCUCCUGAUGUGGAAUGUUAGCAUUUGUUAAAAAGUGACUUGAAAGAUUUGGUUAAAAAUAAAGAAAGAAUCAAAUUAAA
Molecule: messenger RNA, 2684 nt
Organism: Gymnodraco acuticeps
Lineage: Eukaryota; Metazoa; Chordata; Actinopteri; Perciformes; Bathydraconidae
Gene: slc25a21
Product: solute carrier family 25 member 21
Exons: 11
Coding region: 168-1067 (299 amino acids)
Source: RefSeq, a predicted model, not a curated record